GAAUACCAGUUUCCGAGCGGCAAGGCAGCGAUGGCGAUUUUUAGUGUGUAUGUGGUGAACAAAGCUGGCGGCUUGAUUUACCAGUUGGACAGCUACGCGCCACGGGCUGAGGCUGAGAAAACUUUCAGUUAUCCGCUGGAUCUGCUGCUCAAGCUACACGAUGAGCGUGUGUUGGUUGCUUUCGGCCAGCGGGACGGCAUCCGAGUGGGUCAUGCAGUGCUGGCCAUCAAUGGCAUGGACGUGAAUGGCAGGUACACGGCCGACGGGAAAGAGGUGCUGGAGUAUCUGGGUAACCCUGCUAAUUACCCGGUGUCCAUUCGAUUUGGCCGGCCCCGCCUCACUUCUAAUGAGAAGCUUAUGCUGGCCUCCAUGUUCCACUCGUAAGUCCCCCGUCUCCUGAACGGCAGCGCUUGUAAUUUGUCUACCUUUUCUUAAAUCGUCGUUCUGGUGUUAUGAAAAACGCAACCGAUCCAGAUCUAGAUUUUAGGCUCUUUGCCAUCGGCUCCCAGCUGUCUCCUGAACAGGGAAGCUCAGGCAUUGAGAUGCUGGAGACAGACACAUUCAAAUUGCACUGCUACCAGACACUGACAGGGAUCAAGUUUGUGGUUCUAGCAGAUCCUAGGCAAGCUGGAAUAGAUUCUCUUCUCCGAAAGAUUUAUGAGAUUUACUCAGACUUUGCCCUCAAGAAUCCAUUCUAUUCCUUAGAAAUGCCUAUCAGGUGUGAGCUCUUUGACCAGAACCUGAAGCUAGCUCUGGAGGUGGCAGAGAAGGCUGGAACUUUUGGACCUGGGUCAUAGGCUGAACCUGUUAUGGACCCCCAAAUUCUGAGAGUUCCUGCAACAAGAAUACUGCUGUUGACACUCCAGUGGAAAUCCCAGCAGCCUUGUUAGUGCACUUGAAAGUGGGAGAAUGCUGACCCUGAUGACUUGUACUGAUUCCUGAGCCUUAACACUGUGCUCUUUCCUUCUGUAUAUACCAUGGUCUUACUUUCCAACUCUGUACAGAUUUAUUUAUGGAGGAGCUAGGUCCAUAAAUGUUGUAAUAAAUAUUCCUUUGAUCUUGGUGUUUGCAAUCUGUCUUAAUCGAUGGUUUUGGGGGAAAGAUACAGGAAGUGAGUCAAAAAUGGUUAGGGAAUUCUGGGAAGAUGAUUAUGUGCUAGUAAAAAACAUAACAAAUAUGUGUUCAUUAAAUAAAUGAACAUAAGAUUUUGAAGCAUGAGCAUUGGAUCUAGUCCCAGAAUUGCUGCUGAUUUCCUGGGGUCCUGGGGUGGUGGCAGCAGUGGUGGUGGCUGUUAUGAUGAUGAUGAUGAUGGAACAUAUUUCAAGCACUUACAGCCAGGCAUUCCUGCUUUAUCUCACUUGAUCUUCACCCUAACUCCAGGGGGUACAUUCUGUUACAGAUAAGAGAUUUAGCAGACUUUCUGCCUCAAAGUUUCCAAGCUAGUUACUGACAGUCUGGGUUUGAACCAGGCUUUCUGGCUACACACUCAGUAAACCACUGUUACACUUCUUCCCUCCAUCAAGUUAUUUAAU
Messenger RNA from Homo sapiens (human), 1532 nucleotides. It is a transcript of the gene TRAPPC4, whose product is annotated as trafficking protein particle complex subunit 4. Gene Ontology annotation, biological process: vesicle-mediated transport; dendrite development. The record is from RefSeq and is marked validated. The transcript has 5 exons. Lineage: Eukaryota; Metazoa; Chordata; Mammalia; Primates; Hominidae. The coding region runs from base 453 to 797 and encodes 114 amino acids. Gene Ontology annotation, cellular component: cytoplasm; synapse; TRAPP complex.